Messenger RNA from Microstroma glucosiphilum, 1434 nucleotides. RefSeq lists its product as hypothetical. Gene Ontology annotation, molecular function: chitin binding; chitinase activity. Gene Ontology annotation, cellular component: extracellular region. The transcript has a single exon. The record is from RefSeq and is a predicted model, not a curated record. Bases 1 to 1434 code for a protein of 477 amino acids. Gene Ontology annotation, biological process: carbohydrate metabolic process; chitin catabolic process. NCBI's taxonomy places the organism in Eukaryota, Fungi, Basidiomycota, Exobasidiomycetes, Microstromatales, Microstromataceae.
AUGUCAGUUAAGCGAAAGCGUGCCGCAACGUGCAUCAAGAAGACAGCGUCAUCGACUUCGACCAAGAAAUCCACCUCAAUUUGCACCACGACUUCGACCAAGAAGACGACAACCACAUCCUCAACUUCGACGAAGAAGACCACCACGACCACCAAGGCUGCGUCUACAUCGACAAAGAAGACGACCACCACCUCUUCGACCAAGACUACUGCGACUGCCGCCGUCACCAGCGUGGCUGCCAGCACUGGCCCUAUGAUCAUGGGUGGUUACUGGCCAUCGUGGGCUGAAAUGACACCCGAAGACAUCGACUGGAAUCUCUUUGACCUCAUGGCCUUCGCAUUUGCUACCCCUACGACGUCGGGAGGUGUGUCCAUUGACAGUGGUGACGCGGCGCUGCUCAAGCGUCUCGUUACUGCUGGUCACAACGGAGGCGCCAAGGUCAUCGUCUCCCUCGGAGGUUGGGACAACGGUCAGGGUUUCAGUCCUUCUGUGUCCACUGCAACUCUGCGACAGACCUUUGCUACUAGUAUUCUGAACUUUAUGAACACGUACAACCUCGAUGGAGUCGACUUGGACUGGGAGUACCCCAACUCUGCCUACGCCACCAACUACAACUCUGCCGAUGCUGCCAACUUCCAGACUUUCCUGCAGACUCUUCGAGCCACCCUUGGCGCGGACGCCAUCAUCACUGCCGCCGUCUCCGAUGAGACCUGGAUCUCCAGCACGGGAGGAACUGUCUCAAACGUCGCUCGUGCUGCUGGCGCCCUCUCGUACAUCAUGAUCAUGAACUACGACGUCUGGGGAGAGUCUUCCACCCCCGGUCCCAAUGCUCCCCUUGCUGAUCUCUGUGGCAACAGCACUCAGCCCAGCGCCAAUGCCGAAGCCGCCGUGAAGCAGUGGUACGCCGCUGGUAUGCCCAAGAAGAAGAUGCUCCUCGGUGUGCCUUACUACGGUUACGUUCAGGCCUCGACCAAGACUUCGCUCAUCCAACGAUCCCUCCUCGACGAGCCUGAAACCGAAGCCCAGAGGCGAGCUGUACAGAACCGUGCUCUUGGUGGUAGGCCCAGGAGAUCCGAUGAUCCUCGCCUUGCGCAGCCCGAGUCUGAGCUGGAGAAGCGCAAGACCUCUCUGACCACUGGACAGAUGAAUUUCAACGAAAUCUUUGCCAAUGGUGCCAUCAAGCGAGGAACUGGUAGCAGCACCGGAACUUACGUCGCCGGCUCUGGCUGGACCAAGUACUGGGACGACUGCUCGGACACACCUUUCCUCUCCAGUGGAAACCAGGUCAUCACCUACGAUGACCCUGCUUCUCUGUACGACAAGGCCUACUUUGCCCGCCAGUCUGGUCUCGGUGGUACUAGCAUGUGGUCCGUUGAUGGAGAUACCGAGUACUGGAACCUCACCCUGGCCAUGAGGUCCGGUAUGGGAAUCUAA